Eimeria tenella is the source of this 1278-nucleotide messenger RNA. RefSeq names its product alanine dehydrogenase, putative. The transcript has 2 exons. The coding region runs from base 1 to 1278 and encodes 425 amino acids. NCBI's taxonomy places the organism in Eukaryota, Apicomplexa, Conoidasida, Eucoccidiorida, Eimeriidae. Gene Ontology annotation, molecular function: L-alanine dehydrogenase (NAD+) activity. The record is from RefSeq and is a predicted model, not a curated record. Gene Ontology annotation, cellular component: plasma membrane.
AUGGGGCCCCAAGAAGUGGCCCAACAAACCUCCGUCGGAGCCGUCAUGGAGGGGCCCCUGGAGUACCGCGUUGUCUUGACUCCGGCCUUGGCGCGGGAGUUGACGGCCAACGGCCACGCGGUGUACUUCCAGUCCGGCUUCGCCGCGCGUGCCGGCUUCACCGACCAGAUGUACAUACACGCCGGGGCCCAGCAGUGCGCGACGGCCGAGCAGGUUUACCAGAACUGCACCAUCAUGCUCCUCGUGAACCCGCCGAGCACGGAGGAGUACAAGUACAUUCGUCGGGAGCAAGUGCUGUUUAGUUUCGUGCCGUUUGCUGCGACUGCUGCAGCGCAGCAGCAGCAGCGGGAGCUGAUGCAGGCGCUGGCAGCAGCAGCAGCAACGCUGAUCUGCUACAGCAGCAUCGUCAGCAGCAGCAACCCCACCUUCGCCCCCGUCCACUACGCAGUCUGCAACACUGCUGCUUACCUGGGAGUGCAGCAAGCAGCAAACUUGCUGGCGAACUCGGAGGGUUUGGUGUUUGGGGGCCCCCCGGGGGCCCCCGCGACCUCCGUGUUGGUGCUGGGGGGGGGCCCCUGUGGGGCCCGCGCUGCAGCUCUUGCUGCAGCAGCAGGCGCGCAGGUGACGGUGAUGGACACGGACUUGGCGCUGCUGAGCCGCAUCAGCAGCAGCAGCAGCAGCAGCAGCAGCUGUGGUGUACGUACACUGCAGUACUCCCAGGCCAACCUCGAGGCCAUCCUGCCGGCCACCAACGUGGUCUUUGGCUGCGCCAUUCCAGCAGCAGGAAGGGCCCCCGUGCUGCUGUCGCAGCAGCAGCAGCAGCUGCUGCCUGCGGGCGCUGCUGCAGUGGACCUUGCUGCUGCAGCGGGCGGCAACUUUGCUGCCACCAAGCCCGGCUCCAUCGAGAACCCCACCUACAGCAGCAGCGGCUGCUGUAUGUACACUGCAGCAAACAUUUGCUGCCUCGCUCCCAAGACUUCCUCUCUGGCCAUUUCGCAUGCAGCAAUGCCUUUCGUGCUGCAGUUGGCCAACAGGGGCUGGAAGGCAGCAGUUUUGAACUCCGUGGGGCUGCAGCAGGGGCUCUUUGUUGCUGCUGGCUGCUGCACCAGCGCCUUCCUCGCUGCGGCCACGGGGUGUACGUACACCCCCGUCGAGCAGCUGCUGCAGCACGAGAUCCAGCAGCUCCCGCAGCAGCAAACUGCCAUUGCCCAGCUCAAGCAGCAGCUCAACACCUUCAGGGGGCAGCAGCAGGGCGCCUCCUUCACCGUCGAGGCCUAG